Messenger RNA from Chelonia mydas (Green sea turtle), 1760 nucleotides. RefSeq names its product nuclear transport factor 2 (gene NUTF2). Gene Ontology annotation, biological process: protein import into nucleus. Gene Ontology annotation, cellular component: nuclear pore central transport channel. The record is from RefSeq and is a predicted model, not a curated record. The transcript has 4 exons. NCBI's taxonomy places the organism in Eukaryota, Metazoa, Chordata, Testudines, Cheloniidae. Bases 756 to 1337 code for a protein of 193 amino acids.
CCCCCAUGAAAUCUGUAUAGUAUAGGUAAAAGCACUCAAGAGAUCAGAUUUUGAGGGCGGGGAGACAAGAUUUCAUGGUCCGUGAUGCAAUUUUCAUGGCUGUGAAUUUGGUAGGGCCCUAAUUAUGCCUGAAAAGCCUACUCAUGUUCAUUUUCCAUUCAAGCACAGAGUGGAGCCAUGUCGGAGGUCUGGCAACUCUCUGCUCUUUGCCUUCUGUGACUCCCUUUGCCUAUAGGCUGGUGCCAGGGAAGCUCCCUGUUCAAGUGGUGAACAGUGGCAUAGGGAUUAAAUUGUUGUACCUCACAUCCAGGCUUUCCAUUCCCACUGUGAGCUUUCCUUUUCAUGGAUGCAUAGGAAGCAGGCUUAGACUUGGCAAUCAGAUGGAGCUUGGUAAGUCCCAGCUGUGCCUAGUAACUGCAACAUGUGGUUCUCAGACUUCAUGUUGUAUUUCUCUUCAGAGCACAAGAAUUUAAAAUUUUACUCCUGACUUGUUCCAAAUUCUUUUGUGGGGGUCCCCAAAUUAAACCCCUCUGGAGCUGUCCAGCUCCCGUCUCCACCAUGGCCACUCCUCAGCCAAAGCUUUUGCGGGGUGGAGAAAACUACUGAAGUAACAAAGGCAGCGCGACUAGGCCGUGUACACUCUGGUGCUCCCCCUUCAACUGUGCAUUGGUGGAAGCCCCUUCACCCAGCUACAGGACCCAGGUAGCAGCUUCCUCCUGCAAGCAGGCCAGAGUGGCUAUUUCCGAGCAGGCCCAAUGGAGGAAGUGGUUCCCUCAAAGCCCUACCAGUGCCACCUCCAUGAGCAGUGUCUGCCCCAUGCCCUUCACAAUGCAGGUAUCAGCAGGCAUGGUGGAUGCCCCAGCUCCUGCGUCCCCUGUAUAGCAGCGCCACAGAAGAUGCAUCUAUUUUUCCAAAGGAUGCAUGAGACUUCAGCAGUCUGUCUGAGCUACCUCUGCUUCUUGCUCUGCUCCUCUGGCCCCUGCUCCAGCGACCAUAUCCACUAUCUGCAGGGACCCCCUACCACAACUUCUCCUGUAAUGACCCAGACAGGGAUUGAUGCAUCAUGCCUUACCUGGGAAGGGCAGCAAUGCCAGGGCAAAACAGCUAUAGUUGAAAAACUCUCCAGCCUUCCUUUUCAAAAAAUACAGCACAGCAUCACAUCACAAGACCAUCAGCCCACACCUGACAGUUGUAUACUCAGUAUGGUUGUGGGACAACUUAAGGCUGACGAAGAUCCUAUCAUAGGAUUCCACCAGAUAUUUAUAUUAAAGAACAUCAAUGAUGCCUGGGUUUGCACCAAUGACAUGUUCAGGCUAGCACUGCACAACUACGGCUGAGCUGGUACCCCCAAGGCACCUGUGCUUUCUCUUUCUCCUCUCCUUUACUGAUAUAUUCACAUUCACGGAACAUUCCAAAUAUCCUACACAAACCUGCAACACCGCAGUGAGCGAGCGAGCAAGAUCCAUGACCUGCCCUUCUGCCAAGUUUACGUUGUGUCACUAGAUGAGUUUCUUGUGCAUGAUGUUUGGAAGUUAGACUUAGCUGCAUUUGACAAGAGAAAUGUGUGUUGUACCAGCAUGCCUUGGAAAGAAUCCAUAAUGCAAAAGGUUGUCUCUUUAUGUACUGACCAGUUGCUCUAGUAACCCAAAGAAAUGAAAGGAAAGAACAGCAGCCUGUACAGCCCAGAUACUGAUUUGUUCAGAUGUUUCAAUGCUACAUUAUACAAUAAUAAAACCAUGAGAUUUUCUUAACAGUUUAAA